AUGGGAGGAAAAAGUUCAAGCCAACAGCUCGAAGACACGAUCUUUAAUAUGAGAUUAGCUUCAAAGCAGCUUCAAAAAGAAUCACAGCGAAGCGAAAAAGAAGAAAAAAUCGAAAAAGAUAAAGCCAAAAAAUAUCUCGAAAAAGGUCUAAUUGACACUGCCAGAAUUUAUGCCGAAAAUGCUAUAAGAAAGAAAAACGAAGCCUUAAAUUAUCUAAGGCUAUCAAGCAAAAUGGAUGCGGUCUGCUCCAGAAUACAAUCAGCAGCAAGGACUGAAAAUAUGACUCAUCAGUUUCAAAAGGUGAUUCCUCAGAUGAAUAGAGUUCUUCACAAUAUGAACUUAGAAAACAUCAGCCAGACCAUGAAUCAGUUCGAAAAAUGUUUUGAAGAUUUAGAUGUGGCUUCUGGGUAUAUCAAUGAAUCAUUGAAUUCUACUACUACAGUUUCGACACCAAAGGAGCAAGUUGAUUCUCUUCUAGGGAUGAUCGCGAGCGAGCAUAACAUUAAUGUUCAGGAACAGCUAGGGGAGACUCCUUUAACGGGCGGCGCGAACUUAACUGAAGAUCAGAUGAAGUCGAGAUUUGAAAGAUUAGGGUAA
This is a messenger RNA of Blepharisma stoltei, 597 nucleotides long. Lineage: Eukaryota; Ciliophora; Heterotrichea; Heterotrichida; Blepharismidae. The record is from the annotation of a GenBank genome assembly.